Callorhinchus milii (elephant shark) is the source of this 2600-nucleotide messenger RNA. RefSeq names its product integrin, beta 8 (gene itgb8). The record is from RefSeq and is a predicted model, not a curated record. Gene Ontology annotation, biological process: cell adhesion mediated by integrin; cell migration; integrin-mediated signaling pathway. Bases 62 to 2383 code for a protein of 773 amino acids. Lineage: Eukaryota; Metazoa; Chordata; Chondrichthyes; Chimaeriformes; Callorhinchidae. Gene Ontology annotation, molecular function: integrin binding. The transcript is spliced from 15 exons. Gene Ontology annotation, cellular component: cell surface; integrin complex; focal adhesion.
GUUCAGCCCACAGCCCCACCACCUCCCGACCAAGAAGAUACUGCUCACCCUCCUGUACUUGAUGUCCGGGGCGUUUACAGAAGGCAGCCCAGGGGUUCAAAAUGCUUGUGCUGCUGGAGAAGCUACAAAGUGCACUGAAUGUCUUCUCCUGGGUCCUGAAUGUGGAUGGUGUUUCCAAGAGGAUUUCUUAGAAGAUCCACUACAGAAUACGAGAUGUGAUUUGGUCACUAAUCUAAUUCGAAAAGGCUGCAAUUCAAAUCUUAUUGAAUUUCCUGUGGCCAAGAUUAACAUAGAAGAAAGUCAACUUUCGCAACUGGCUCCCAGCAAAGUCUCUUUGCAUCUCAGACCAGGUACUGAGGCAAGCUUCAUUCUGAAGGUUCAGCGACUUGAUGAUUAUCCUCUCGAUCUCUACCAUCUGGUUGAUACUUCAGCAUCGAUGGUGGCCAAUCUGGAAAGGUUAAACUCUGUGGGAUAUUCUUUGUCACAAAAGAUGGCUACAUUUUCCAGCAAUUUCCAAUUUGGGUUUGGAUCGUUUGUUGACAAGCCUGUUUCUCCAUUCAUUAACAUUCAGCCAGACAAACUUGUCAAUCCAUGCAGUAAUUAUGAAACAUUUUGCCUGCCAGCACACGGGUUUAUAAAUGUAUUACCAUUGACUGAAAACAUUAGAGAAUUCACAAAGGCUGUUGAAGAACACAUUAUUUCUGGAAAUGAGGACACACCAGAGGGAGUAUUGGAUGCUAUGCUCCAAGUUGCAGUUUGUGAGAAUCAUAUAGGAUGGCGUAAGGAAGCAAAACGCCUGCUUCUGAUGAUAACUGAUCAGAUAUCUCACCUGGCACUUGACAGCAAACUGGGUGGGAUUGUACUGCCUAAUGACGGAAACUGCCAUUUAAAGAACAAUAUCUACACUCAUUCAACUAUUAUGGAACAUCCAUCUGUAGGUCUGCUGGUGGAUAAACUGCUGGAAAAUAAUAUUCAUGUCAUUUUUGCAGUUCAGGGAUCACGCAUCACAUGGUACAAGGAUCUUAUUCCGUUGAUGCCAGGGGUAGUUGCAAAGCAGCUGAAUUCAGAAUUAUCCAAUCUCUCCGAGUUGGUAGCAGAUGCCUAUCAGAUGCUGCUUUCUGAGGUAGAGCUACAAGUGGACAACCACAUCAACGGGAUCUACGUGAACAUUACUGCAAUCUGCCCGGAUGGCUCUGAGAUUUCAGGCCAUAACAAGUGCAUGAAUGUGAAAGCCAAUGACACAGUUUCUUUUAAUAUAACAGUUGGAAUGACAGAGUGCUAUGAUGGUGAUAAGUACAUCGCUUUAAAACCUAUUGGAUACAAUGAGACAACUUUUAUUUCUGUUAAGAGCACUUGUACUUGUCAAUGCAAGGGACCAAUAGAUCACAGAGCUGGAAGAUGCUUUGAUGAAGAACUUGAACUGGACUGCAAACAUUGCCAAUGCAAAAAAGGAGCUUCUAAUUCCUCCUGCAAAGAAAUGCCCUGGGAGCAAUGCCUUAUUGAACGAUGUCAACAGCACAAAGAACAGCCUGCGUGUAGCAGUCGAGGGAUCUGCCAUUGUGGGAAAUGCCUAUGUUAUGUGACCAGACUGGGGAGAGUGUAUGGAAAGUAUUGUGAGAAAGAUGAUUUCUCAUGUCCUUAUCACCGUGGAAGUUUAUGUGCCGGCAACGGCGAAUGUAAAGGAGGAGAAUGUAAAUGUUACCCUGGCUGGGAAGGUGAAAGCUGCAACUGUUCAUCGUUUCUGGAAUCCUGCAGGUCGGGAUCAGGUGUAAUCUGCAGUGGAAGGGGGACAUGUGUCUGCGGAAGAUGUCAGUGCACUGAAUCUAGAGCUUCAGGCACUUUUUGUGACGUGUGUCCUACAUGUGAAAACUCCUGUGAAAAUAGCUGGAAGUGCGUGGAGUGUCAUUUAAACCAUUGGCCAGACUCUUCCAACUGCAGCACCUCCUGUUCUCAAAUGGUGUUGGUGGAUGAGCUUUCAGAAUCCGAAGAAGAACGAUCACAGUACUGUGUUUUUCAAGCUAAAAAUAAAUAUUUGUACAAAUUCAAAAUGGUAGCAACUGACACUGAAAAACAAUACCUCUAUAUAUUAGAAAAUCCAGAAUACCAGUCUAACCACAAGAUUCUCACUAUGUGUCUUGUGCUAUCUGUUGGUACAGUUAUCACUGGAUUAAUUAUUGUGAUGAUAAUCAGACAGAUAAUGAUGCAGUGGAGUUCAAACAGACUGAAGCCUCCCGGCAGCGAUUGCAAAGUAGCUCCACCACAAAAGAACAAUACUCCACUGCCUACGGUUAGUGCAAAGACUAUCACGUACAGACGGGACAGACCGGAGGAGAUGCAUGUUUAUGUCAACACAAUACAAGUCAUUGAGAAACUUGACUUAUAAUGGAAGCAUUAGAACAACAAACAUACAAAAUUUCCAAUUUGAAGCCAAAAAAUAUACGGAAUCCUGUUUCUUUUGUGCAUUGAUAGAAGAACUUCAGUUCAAACAAGUCAGUUGACUACAAGGCAUCAUUUUUAUUGUAACCAAGAACGGGACUUUACUCUUCGCAAUGUGCCAUGGUUCACGUUCUUGUGCUGUCUGUGCAACAGUUAAUGAAAAU